AAACGGAGCCUGUGCGGAGAGGAGCAAGUCGGUGGCCGUUGUGUGGAGACUGUGUGUGCGUUAGAAGUACCCAUGGAGAACAGUGAAAACUCAGUGGAUGCAAAAUCCAUUAAAAAUUCCGAAACAAAGAUCUUCCAUGGAAGCAAAUCAAUGGACUCUGGAAUAUACAUGGACAACAGUUACAAAAUGGAUUACCCUGAAAUGGGUUUAUGUAUAAUAAUUAAUAAUAAGAACUUUCAUGAAAGUACCGGAAUGCCGUCUCGGUCUGGUACAGAUGUGGAUGCGGCGAACCUCCGAGAAACAUUCACAAACUUGAAAUACGAAGUCAGGAAUAAAAACGAUCUUACACGCGAACAAAUUGUGGCGUUGCUGGACAGUGUUUCUAGAGAAGAUCAUAGCAAAAGGAGCAGUUUUAUUUGCGUGCUUCUAAGCCACGGUGAUGAAGGAAUCAUUUAUGGAACAAACGGACCUGUUGACCUGAAAAAAUUAACAGGUUUCUUCAGAGGGGAUUAUUGUAGAAGUCUAACCGGCAAACCCAAACUCUUCAUUAUUCAGGCCUGCCGAGGCACGGAACUGGACUGCGGCAUUGAGACUGACAGUGGUACUGAGGAUGACAUCGCCUGUCAGAAAAUACCAGUGGAAGCCGACUUCUUAUAUGCGUAUUCCACAGCCCCUGGUUACUACUCCUGGCGAAAUUCCAAGGAUGGAUCCUGGUUCAUCCAGUCACUUUGCUCGAUGCUCAGACUGUAUGCUCACAAGCUUGAGUUCAUGCACAUUCUUACUCGGGUUAACCGAAAGGUAGCUCUAGAAUUUGAGUCCUUUUCUCUUGACUCUGCUUUUCAUGGAAAGAAACAGAUUCCAUGUAUUGUGUCUAUGCUCACAAAAGAACUAUAUUUUUAUCACUAAAGGUGGAUGAUUUUUUUUUUUUAGUUUGUAUGCCAAGGGAGGAAAAGGUUUAACUGCUUUGUUUUCCUCUCUCAUUUAGAUCUAAUCUAAUACUUCAAGUGGUAUUUUGGAACAUGGCACUUUCAUAGCAGCAGAAUUAUGAGGCUACCUCAAACUCAGAAUCAGGUAGUUGAAAUCAAACUUAAUUAGGGAUAAAUAAAAGUGAAUAGUGGCACAA
This is a messenger RNA of Felis catus (domestic cat), 1123 nucleotides long. It is a transcript of the gene CASP3, whose product is annotated as caspase 3. Gene Ontology annotation, biological process: proteolysis; apoptotic process; erythrocyte differentiation. The record is from RefSeq and is marked provisional. Gene Ontology annotation, cellular component: cytoplasm. NCBI's taxonomy places the organism in Eukaryota, Metazoa, Chordata, Mammalia, Carnivora, Felidae.